AUGCUAAGCCGGCUGGUUGUCGGCAAAUUGAUGUUUCUAGCGUCUGGCAAUGUCGAGGCUCAGGCGGACUUGAUUUUCGGCAGAAGUCUCGGAUCGGGAACUUGGGAACUUUGGAACCUUGAUCUAGAAGGACUAGCAAUGCACCAUCGAGGAACGGAGCAAAUGGAUGUGACGGUGUGGCUGGCGGAGAAGAAAUAG
Messenger RNA from Paracoccidioides lutzii Pb01, 198 nucleotides. RefSeq lists its product as hypothetical. Bases 1 to 198 code for a protein of 65 amino acids. The record is from RefSeq and is a predicted model, not a curated record. The transcript has a single exon.